Messenger RNA from Bursaphelenchus xylophilus (pine wood nematode), 929 nucleotides. The record is from the annotation of a GenBank genome assembly. Lineage: Eukaryota; Metazoa; Nematoda; Chromadorea; Rhabditida; Aphelenchoididae.
AUGUCUACCAUACUCUUAUUUGACGUCGAUGGGACUUUGACAAAGCCUAGACAGGUGAGAACACCAGGAAGUAUAAAAUUAGUGUUCAGAAUAUUUCAACGGAUCUCAAGGACUUCUUAGUCGGCGUGGGUAAGACUGUGGACAUUGGAGUGGUUGGAGGAUCCGAUCUGAACAAAGUCGUGGAGCAACUCGGUUCAGAUCUUGAACUACUGAAAACUGAACUAAGUUAUAUUUUCACCGAAAAUGGGUUAGUUGGGUUCAAAGGGGCUGAGCAGCUACCAACAAUGGUAACUUAUCUGGCUUUUGUUUAAACCGUUUUAGUCAAUAAGAGACAAGCUCGGUGAGGAAAAACUUCAGGAUGUGGUCAACUUCUGCCUUGAUUAUAUCGCGAAAUUAAAGAUCCCGAUCAAACGAGGAACUUUUGUCGAGUAUCGAAAAGUAAGUUCCGAUCUGACUAAAGUUGUAUGGCAGGGUAUGCUUAAUGUUUCUCCGAUCGGUCGGAAUUGCUCUCAAGAAGAACGUGAGGAGUUCAAUAGAUACGACCUCGUUCAUGGGAUCAGAGCUGAUUUUGUCAAAGUAUUGAAGGAGAGAUUCAGUGAUUAUGGUCUGACGUUUUCAAUUGGUGGUCAGAUAAGCAUUGACAUCUUCCCUAAUGGAUGGGAUAAAACUUUCUGUUUGCAAUAUUUGGAAAGAAAAUACGAACGCAUACACUUUUUUGGCGACAAAACUGCUCCGGUAAUUAUAUCUGAGUGAAUUAUAGUUCGACGUUUUAGGGUGGGAAUGAUUAUGAGAUCUACGAAGACAAGCGUACUAUUGGCCAUACUGUAACUAGCCCGGAAGACACCAAACAUAAGGUAACCCAGUUAUUAUCGGAGUUAAAAACAAAUAAGUUUAUAUAAUACAAGGCUCGUGUAAAGCGUAUCAAAUAA